Messenger RNA from Phytophthora sojae, 867 nucleotides. RefSeq lists its product as hypothetical. The record is from RefSeq and is a predicted model, not a curated record. The annotation marks the transcript as partial. Lineage: Eukaryota; Oomycota; Peronosporomycetes; Peronosporales; Peronosporaceae. The transcript has a single exon.
GGCAUCAACUUCUACGACAACGCCGAGGUGUAUGGCAACAGCCAAGCCGAGAAGAUCAUGGGCACGGCCAUUCAACGCGGAAUCACCGAUGGAGUCUGGAGUCGCGAAGACCUCGUGGUCACCACCAAGCUGUUCAUGGGCGCCAAGGGGUGGGAGGAGUCCGGUCCCAACGCCCAGGGCAUCAGCCGCAAGCACAUCGUCGAGGGCUCUAAGGCUUCGCUGCGCCGCAUGCAGCUGAACUACGUCGACGUCAUCUUCUGCCACCGACCCGAGCCGUACACACCCAUUGAGGAGACCGUGCGCGCUAUGAACUACGUGAUCGAGCAGGGGUGGGCCUUCUACUGGGGAACCAGCGAGUGGAAUGCGUCUGACAUCGUGGAAGCGUGCGACGUGGCCGAUCGUCUCGGCUUGAUCCGCCCCAUCGUGGAGCAGGCCCAGUACAGCCUGAUGGAGCGCUCCAAGGUGGAGUUCGAGUUCGCGCCGCUGUACAAGAAGUACAAGCUGGGCCUGACGACGUGGGCUCCGCUCGCCAACGGCAUCCUCACGGGCAAAUACAGCGGCGGCGUGGCUGAAAGCACACGCUUCGCCGAUCCCUUCUUCAAGACCCUGUUCGGUGCUACGUUCGACGAGCGCGUGGCGAAGGCCGACAAGCUCAAGACCAUUGCGGACGAGCUGGGGUGUUCGCUGGCGCAGCUCGCUGUGGCCUGGUGCAUCUCCAACGAGAACGUGUCGACUGUGCUGGUGGGCGCCAGCCGUCCGUCGCAGCUCGAGGAAAACCUGAAGGCUAUUGCGUUCGUGGAGAAGCUGACCCCGGAGGUGAAGGCGCGCAUUGAAGAGAUCGCAGCGUUGGUUCCGCAGAUGCCUCAA